Triticum turgidum subsp. durum (durum wheat) is the source of this 432-nucleotide messenger RNA. The record is from the annotation of a GenBank genome assembly. NCBI's taxonomy places the organism in Eukaryota, Viridiplantae, Streptophyta, Magnoliopsida, Poales, Poaceae.
AUGGCGGAGAUUGUGAUUCUUCUAGCCAUUAAAAAGAUUGGAACCGCCUUGGCAAAUGGAGUGGCAGACCAGGCCAGCACGUUGUUUGCGAAGAACGGGAAGCAAAUAUUAGCGCUACAGGGCAGCAUGGGUCGUGUUGCGAGGGAGCUUCGAGUAAUGCAUGAUGUUCUCUGUCAAAUGGAUAUCCAAAACCGCAACAAUCAAGUAUAUGAGGGCUGGUUGGAGGAGGUACGGAAAGUAGCACAUGUGAUGGAGGACAUGGUGGAUGAGUACUUGUAUCUUGUUGGUCAUGAACAUGAUACGGGAUGUUGCUUUUACCUGAAGAAAGGGUUUACGAAACCAAGAUAUCUGCUUUCUUUGAACCGGAUUGCUUUCAAGGUGAAGGAAAUAGAGAAAGACCUAACACACCUGUCUGAGACAAAAAAUCGUUGA